UUCAAUAUGCGGGUGCUCAUAGCUCUAUCGAUCCUUUUGGCAUCAGCAACUGCUGUUCCCAUCGAGGAGCCUGUGAAUGGUGAGAAUGGAUGGCUUGUGCCCCAAGAAGAUGGCAGUUUUGAGUGGAUGAGCAUUCAGGAUGCCGAAGAGCUUUUAGAUAGCAGUGUUCCCAUCGAACGUCGAUCCAAUGAAGUGUCCUUCUACCUGUAUACCCAAAAGAAUCCCACCGAGGGCCAGGAGAUCUCAGCCGAUGCAACCUCAGUUCAAAAUUCUUAUUUCAAUAAGGAUCAUGGCACUCGAUUUGUGAUUCACGGAUGGAAGGGACGUUACACCGAUAGCAUGAAUGUGGAUAUUACCAAAGCCUGGCUGUCGAGGGGAGAUUACAAUGUGAUUGUGGUCAACUGGGAUCGCUCUCAAUCGGUGGACUACGCGAUGUCCGUGCGGGCUGUUCCUGGAGCUGGGACCAAGGUGGGCGAGAUGAUCGAGUACCUGCACGAACAUCACGGCAUGUCCCUUGAAACCCUUAAGGUGAUUGGCCACAGUCUGGGUGCCCAUGUGGCUGGCUAUGCUGGCAAGCAAGUUGGAGGCAAGAGGGUUCACACAAUUGUGGGUCUGGACCCUGCCCUGCCCCUCUUUAGCUAUGAUACUCCCGACAAGCGUCUUUCCAGCGAAGACGCCUUCUAUGUGGAGUCCAUCCAGACCAAUGGCGGCGUCAAGGGAUUCGUGAAGCCCAUUGGAAAGGCCACUUUCUACGUGAGUGGAGGAAAGAAGCAGCCAGGAUGUGGAGUAGACCUGGCAGGAACCUGUUCCCACGCACGAUCCGUGCUCUACUACUCCGAGGCAGUCACCCAGGACGGUUUCGGAAGCAUUCAGUGCCAGGACUAUCAGGCUGCCUUGGACAACAAAUGUGGCAGCACUUUCAGCAAUGUUCGCUUGGCAGAGGAAAGGAAUGCCAACCAUGUGGAGGGCUACUUCUACGUGCCUGUAAACAGCGAGGCUCCAUUCGGAAAAACCGAAUAAAUAAAAGUCAACAAAAUAUCAAUAAAAUGAGCUACCAAAAAUCAA
Messenger RNA from Drosophila biarmipes, 1065 nucleotides. RefSeq names its product pancreatic triacylglycerol lipase. The coding region runs from base 7 to 1020 and encodes 337 amino acids. Lineage: Eukaryota; Metazoa; Arthropoda; Insecta; Diptera; Drosophilidae. Gene Ontology annotation, molecular function: lipase activity. The transcript has 2 exons. Gene Ontology annotation, biological process: lipid metabolic process. The record is from RefSeq and is a predicted model, not a curated record.